Molecule: messenger RNA, 2262 nt
Organism: Sitophilus oryzae (rice weevil)
Lineage: Eukaryota; Metazoa; Arthropoda; Insecta; Coleoptera; Curculionidae
Product: venom carboxylesterase-6-like
Exons: 11
Coding region: 252-1949 (565 amino acids)
Source: RefSeq, a predicted model, not a curated record
UAAAAAAUACAGAGGUGUCAUCUGAGGUUGAAAAGUCCAGCUUGACGUUACGACAUAAUAAAUUAAUUACAUACUAAUUUAUUUCAUUAUAGUUCUUAUAAGCACAGUGUAUAUGCCUCAAAAUAGCAAUCAAGAGGUGAUAAGAAAGUUGUUCGUCUUAAAGUAAUUAGAUAAAUAAGACAAACACAUAGAUUUUUAGUAUCUUAAAGUUACUCGCAGUGUUAAGACGAAAAAAAAUUAAUGAAAGUAAAAUGAAGUUAACAACAAUUAGCAUCUUGAUUCUUUCUAUAUGUUAUAAUCUAGAUACAUCAGCUGAAGAGUUUCGCCCUAGAGUAACAACACCUCUAGGAGUUAUCGAAGGAGGUGUAGGAUUAUCAGUCAACCUAAAUCCUUACUUUAAAUUUGAAGGAAUACCGUAUGCAAAACCACCAGUAGGAAAUUUAAGGUUUGAGGAACCUGAAGAUCCAGAACCGUGGAAAGGUAUUUGGAAAGCAAAUUCCUUAACGACAUGUAUGCAAUACGACCAUUUCGAAAAAGAUGUCCAAAAUAAUUAUCGCGUUCAUGGUGAUGAGGAUUGCCUUUACGUUAAUGUUUAUACGCAUUCCUUGAGCGACAAAGCAAACUUGGAUGUUCUGGUUUUCAUCCACGGGGGCGCUUUUAUGUUUGGAAGAGGUGCCAGCUAUGGACCGGAAAUUAUCAUGGACAGAAAAAUAGUUUUUGUUAAUUUCAACUAUCGACUGGGACCGCUAGGAUUUCUAAGCACCGAAGAUGAGGUGAUACCCGGAAAUAUUGGUUUAAAAGACCAAAUAAAGGCUUUGAAAUGGGUCAAGAACAACAUACAAUACUUUGGAGGAAACCCCGAUUCUAUUACAAUCUUUGGACUGUCUGCUGGUGGUGCUAGCGUACAUUUUCACUAUUUCACUCCUGAAUCCAAAGGAUUAUUUAAAGCUGGCUUUUCGCAAAGCGGUUGCAUGUUGAACUCGUGGGUCCUCGCAGAAAACUCCAAAGAAAAAACAGAAAAAUUAGCAGCUCUUGUUGGUUGUCCCACCGAUGACUCGAAAACCAUAUUGGACUGCCUUAAAUCAAAACCUGCAAGACAAAUUGUUCAAGCCGUAAAAGAGUAUCAACCGUUCCUUUACAAUCCAUUUUCACCGUUCGGUGCAGUGGUAGAUGGGAAAUGGUCUAAAAAUCCAGUUCUUCUAGACCACCCUUAUAAACUUCUUAAGCAAGGGAAAGUACAAGAUUUACCAUGGAUUAUUUCUUACACGUCUCACGAAGGCCUUUACCCAGCAGCUGAUUUCUACGCAGAUGACCAACAUUUGAUUGAUAUUGAUACAAAGUGGAACGAAAUUAUGCCUUUUGUUUUACAUUACAAUGAAACUAUAGAUCAAAAGCUGAAAGACGAAGUAUCCCAGACGAUCAGAGAUCAUUACUUAGGAAACAAUCCUGUCAACAAAGAAACCUACAACAGUUUGGUUCAACUUAUAGGAGACCGUCUUUUUGUGGCAGAUAUUGAAGCCUCAGCAAGAUUACACUCAGCAGUUACUGAGUCUGAGGUUUAUAAUUAUGUGUUCUCCUACAGAGGUGCAGUUAGCAAAUCAAAUGUCAGAACACAAUCAAAUGUCAAUAUAGGUUCUUCUCAUGGAGACGACACAAUUUACACAAUGAAAACACAGUUAGAUACCCUAUCAACUGAAGAAGACAAACAUAUGAGCAAAAUACUGCUUGAUUUGACAGUAUCGUUUAUGAACACUAGAAAACCCAACAUCACUUCAUUGUGGGAGCCAGUGAAGAAAUCACUUGAAGAGACCCUUCAUCAAAUGAAAAUUGAAAGUCCUACAAAAAUUUCAAUGAACUAUCCAAACGAGGUUGGGGAAAGAAGUUUUUGGCACUCGUUACCGUUAAUAGAGAAUCACUACUUAAACAGUAUUAUUAAAGAUGAGUUGUAGGAAAAUGUCUUAUAGUAUUAUGAAAGCCAAAAAGAACAUCUGUAAACAUAACAUUAUUUUUUAUUAAAAAAUAUCUUUCAAAUAUGAACAAAUUAGACAUAUUAAUCUGUUUUACCUUAACAAAAAACUAAUAAAUAAAUACAAAAUAAAGCUGUUUAAUUCUUUGUUUCAACUUGUACAUAUUAAAUUAAUAACUAGUUUGAAGCUUAAAGUAUUUUUACAGAUAUUAUACAGAUAGAACUCUUUUGUCUUGUGAAAAUAUAUCACUAUUUAUAAGAUUUUUUGUAAAUGAUAUUAAUAAAAAGUUAUCACA